CCUUUAGCAGCUAGCAUAAAACACCAACUUCAUAGCUAUUUCUGGCUGCUUUUGCCCCAUGUCUGUCAUUAACAAAAUAAACUACAGAAACGUCAGCGGGACAAGCACAUAACGUACAAAACAUUCUAAGUUUUCUGCUUCAUGGACUUUUUGAAACCUUUAUUUUCUCUGCUUAGCUGUCAUGGCUGCUAACCCUCCAGCACAAGGGUUUCAGAACAAGACCCGGGUGGCCAUCCUGGCGGAGCUGGACACGGAGAGGAGGCGGCUGAUGCAGAGCCAGUCCAUGAACAACCCCGGAGCCAACAUCCCUCUGUCGUCCAGACCCAGCCUGAAGGAGGCGAGGGACAGCGCGGAGCAGCAGCACAUCGCCGCCCAGCAGAAGGCCGCCCUGCAGCACGCUCACGUCCACUCGUCCGGCUUCUUCAUCACCCAAGACUCCUCGUUUGGGAACCUCAUCCUCCCGGUGCUCCCCCAACUGGAGCCCGACAUUUGACUCUGAACCUCCGAACAAAUACUCACCAAUGCCCGGCCCGGGUGGACACUAACAACAACUCACAUGAAAUACAUAUAUCCUAUUUCUUUAUAUCUUUCCGUUCUUUGUCCUGUUAUGGUAAUUCAUGCAUCCAAACAACUUCACUGACAGAAUAAAAUAUAUUUAAUCGAUUUUUGCAGGGAUGUAUAUAUGCAAUCUGGAUCCCCUCAAAGCCCUGCAGCCCCCCCUGUAAUUAAUAAAUACAUGCUGCUGUAAUUGUAAAGUCAUUAUGUUUUUCUUCACUAAUGCUGACUUUUACCUGAUGUCAGUCAAACAGGAUGGCCACCAAUGAUACAUGUAGAGCUAUAACAGUGUAACAUCAUAUUAAUAACACGCUUAUCAGUCAAAGUUAGGCUUUUAUUUAUGGGAGGUGAUCAUGGAGAUAUAAAUGUGAUAUAGGGAGGGAAAUCAUUUGCUAGGUGAGAGUUGGAAAAUUAAACAUUUUAAGAAACAGUAUGCCAUUGCCGUGUUAAAAGCGUGAAAGGCAUGGCUGGAUUACUAACUAGACAAAGCAGGCAACUGCCAUAAUAUCUCUCAAAGGCUCCAAAGCCCCAAUUAAAUAAUAAUUAAUCAUUUGAUUCAUUGCAAAACUUAAGAAUUUGCAACGCUAAGGCUGAAGAUAAGGUGGGUCCCGCAUUAUUACAUACCCAUCUUGCCUCGUCUAGAAUGUAGUAGGUCAACAUGUAGUUUCAAGACUUUAAUCACUUUAUAUUGUGCUUAUGUGGUGCAUAAAUUGCGAUUAAUCCAAUUAAAUAAUUA
This is a messenger RNA of Cottoperca gobio, 1291 nucleotides long. RefSeq names its product SOSS complex subunit C-like. Gene Ontology annotation, cellular component: SOSS complex; nucleus; nucleoplasm. NCBI's taxonomy places the organism in Eukaryota, Metazoa, Chordata, Actinopteri, Perciformes, Bovichtidae. The transcript has a single exon. Gene Ontology annotation, biological process: DNA repair. The record is from RefSeq and is a predicted model, not a curated record. Bases 182 to 493 code for a protein of 103 amino acids.